This is a messenger RNA of Suillus subalutaceus, 1650 nucleotides long. RefSeq lists its product as uncharacterized. NCBI's taxonomy places the organism in Eukaryota, Fungi, Basidiomycota, Agaricomycetes, Boletales, Suillaceae. The coding region runs from base 1 to 1650 and encodes 549 amino acids. The record is from RefSeq and is a predicted model, not a curated record. The transcript has 7 exons.
AUGGCUGUAAACAUUCCCCUCGAGCUUGUCAUGAAGAUCUUCACUCUCGCCACUCAUAGACGAGAGGAAGCAGCAUCCUGGAUUUGUGUUUCCAAAAGGACCUACAUCUUAUUUGAAAGAUUAUUGUAUAAUAAGGUCGUCUUCAAUGAUGAAGACCAUGCAUUCAGAUUCUUGGAAUGCUACCGCCUUCGGAAAACGCAUAUCGAUCCUCCUCCAUCAACUACAGCGAUGGUUCUCGGCUAUGAUAUCACGUACACUACCCUAGUCGAGAUAUUGUCACUCUGCAAAGAUAUCACCAACCUUUCCAUAGCAUCCAUCGACGAGGACUUCAUUCCUGACCUCACAAAUCUGCAUCACGUACUGGAACCCAUCCACCUCACGGUGCUCUGUUUACACAUCAGAUUAUCGCUCACUCACUCUUCCAUGGUGAUGGCAAACACGUUCGCUACAUUGACGCAUCUUGAGAUAGAAGAUAAGGAAAUGCUUCGCCCUGUUGACAUGAACGCCUUCCCCAAGUUGACCCACCUGGCGCUAUGGUUCGUCUUCAUCAACGCAGGAGGGGACUUCCCUGGCGUUGUGAAGCGUCUUCUCCAACAUGCAACCCUGCAAGUCCUUGUAUUCCGUGUCGAUGGUCACAGCGAAUGUGCAACGUUCCUGGAAUCCCGUGGAAUCGUGGAUCGUCGCAUUAUCAUCGGACCUUCACGAAGGUUUGUAUGGGAUGAUUUUGGACAUGGUGACAUGUUACUCUGGAAACUCGCUGACGACAGGGCCAACAUGCCUGCCCCAAACCACAAAAAGCACCGCUGCUUCUCUAACAGCACGUUUGAAAAUAGAUUCAGUGAUUAUAAGGGGCUUCCUCGAGUUCCUGAACGCGAUGUGGACCGUGGUUUGAUGCGCAAUGGUUCCAGGGACGAGGAGACAGAGGUGGAUUCUAAUGAUGAGGACAUAGAAGAGGAUUCCCUCGAUGAGGACGUAGAGGAGGAUUCUCCCACCGAGGACAAAGACGAGCAGAGUUGUCCAGGAACCAUCAGCCCAAAAAGCAGCAAGACUAUCACACGGAAGGAUGGGCAUCGGAGUGUCCUUCCUGCGGCUUACAAUGACUCAAAUCACAAUCUGUGCAAUGAGGUCGAUAUCCCGCUCAUCCGAUUCAUGACAAAAUUCCCAGCAUCUACUUGCAGCAAUACCAUUGAUGUGCAGUUCAUGCCUGGUGCAGCACGUCACACUCCUCAUUUUGAGCUGACAGUCGGGCAAUCUCUCUGUAUGAAUAAAUGUGUCAUGUUCCAUGAAGUGCCAUACAAUCCAGUGGAGCAAGUAGUGACGUGUCAAUACCUCGAUGCCAUAUUUGUGAUCUCACCAAAUUGCCCAGUUGAUAUCCACGAUGUUAGGAAGCGAUGCAAUGAUCAUGUGAACACAACCAUUACGGGCACGAUUGGUUCAUUUUUCACAUCGAUGAACGAUCCCACGAAGAUUCAAUGCAUCCUUGAUAUACCUCUCGCACAUGUCAGCAUGCCAUAUGGUAUCAUGCAACUCGAUCAUGGUCUCAUGCAUGGUUGGAAUCAAACUACUCGCUCAAUUCCGAUCAGGUCCAAGGUCCAUGCUAAAUAUUUCACUGCCAAGGGAUGGGGUUACUGCAUCAUGCUGGAUUUCUAA